Phycodurus eques (leafy seadragon) is the source of this 2949-nucleotide messenger RNA. Its product is annotated as growth/differentiation factor 8. Gene Ontology annotation, cellular component: extracellular region. Gene Ontology annotation, biological process: SMAD protein signal transduction. The record is from RefSeq and is a predicted model, not a curated record. The transcript has 2 exons. Bases 42 to 1127 code for a protein of 361 amino acids. Lineage: Eukaryota; Metazoa; Chordata; Actinopteri; Syngnathiformes; Syngnathidae. Gene Ontology annotation, molecular function: cytokine activity; growth factor activity.
CCUCAUCCAGGCAAGAGCAACACUCCCAGACCAAACCCGCCAUGCGCAGAUCAUGCACGCUGCUCUCCUCCUUGCUACUCCUGAUCUCUGGAUCCAGCUCAGGGGAGUGUAGGCCUCAACAGGCUGGGGAGCGAACACUCGAUGCGGACAAUGAGAAGGUCCAACUAGUGGAGGCGGUCAAGGCGGGAAUCCUAAACUCACUUGGCAUGGACAAAGAACCCGAGAUCACCCAAAAGGCCUCCGAGCGAGAGUUGAGUAGGAUGUAUCGGCUGUACUGGGAAAGACUGAGGGAGAUGAGAGGAAAUUCCAGCCAGUGGACGGGAGGGACCACGUCGAAGGUGCUUUUUCCAGCUACAGGGCCAAUAAAAGCACCUCAAGGGGAGGAACCGCUACCAUUGCCCCCUGGUCAGCACAUGCAGUGGUACAGAGCUGUUUUCCAUAAGAACCCAAGUAUUCAAAUGGAGGCCAUUCUAACCCGAGCUGAGCUCAAGGUUUCCAGGCACAGUCUAAUACAUCCAACACAUUCUGAUUUAAGGCAGAUUAAAGUUCAAGUCAAACGCCUGGAGGUGGGGAACUUAACUGGACGGACACACAUGGACCCUCACGUUGAUGUCUCACUCAUGCAAAAUGUGACGAUGGACAUCAGCACAAAAGUGACAAAGUGGAUGAGAACAGAUGAUACGUCAUUGGUUGUGAACGUAAGGAUGGCAAUGGGUGAAGGCGACCCAACUAUAUCUUUGGAAUUAGACUUAAUUCAGCCCAAAGCGGCAAAAAAUCGAAGGCUGCCUCGCUCCAACAUGGAGGACGAGUGCAACGAACAAGGCUGGUGCUGCCGCAAAUCAAUCAACGUGUCGUUCAAAGACAUUGGCUGGACCGACUGGAUCGUGGCCCCCACGGAGUACACCAUGCACUUGUGCGACGGCACGUGCCCGCACAACUACAAGCCAGCCACCAUGCACACUCAGGUCAAGUCUCGCCUGCACCAGAUCCUGAAGGGCGGCUCGCCUCGGCCUUGCUGUGUACCGGCAUCCUACGAGCCCAUGGUCCUCAUGUACUACGACAGCAGGGGGAAGUUGAAACUGACACCUUUUGAUGACCUGAUUGUCACUAAAUGUCACUGUGCCUAAGGCAGACAAAGUUAAUGACUAUUGGAGCUACUUUUGUUUUUGCUGGCUGGAUUUUUAUGUUUUCUUUGAAUGUUUUAUUUAUUGAAAGUUCUAUUUAUUGUCCUAAACCAUAUUAAUGUCUCAAGUGGACUAUUGCUGUUGUUACAUAAUUGUACAAAGCAGUGUUUCCUAAACUAAACAGUGUUUCCUAAAUGGAAAUGCCAUUAAUCCGAUCCAGCUUCCCCAAAAAUCUUUGUAGUGUGUGUUUUUAAAAAGGAAAAUAGCACUCUAUAAAAUUGUACUUUAUAAAAAGAUACAUUAAUGAUGUAAUUAAGUAAAAGAUAAGGAAAUUUAAGUUUUGCCACAUUUUUGGUUACAAUUCAAUGGACAUUGUGCUGCUCCGUUGAUAUGUGCAGCUUGGCCAUUGGGUGCAGUAUAAUGCAGACAUGAAAAUAAAUGGAGAUGGUCACAACCAAACUCAGUAAGCUGCAGUCAUAUUUGUUGUUUUUCACAGACAAUAUUUAUGUGAGUAUUGUCUGUUUUUUGGGCCACUCAUAUCUCAAGGCAGCGCUGUAUUGUGCAAUUGGGGCCUGUUUAUUGAACACAAAGCUAUUGUUCUGUUGUAUGAAUGGCAGCAGGUGGAUUCACAGGUUAAUUGUACCUUCUGCCAUCUUGUGAAACAGCAUUUAAUUGUUAUCCCUGUCACUAUACAUCACUGGCAUAGAUAUUACUAAAAGAAUUAUUUUUAAUGAAUAAAUAAUUUCCAUUGCAUGGCACAGUUGUUGGGAAUCACUGCUAUAAAAUACUUUUUCAUAUUUUAUUGUCAUUUAUGUUGGGAGGUAUUGUAAUACAGCAAACUUUUUUUAAAUUUGUAUUUCAAUGUAAUUUUUAUUUAUCAAUACUGACCUGUUGCACUUGAAUUUGCAGUAUCAACAAGGACAUUUCAUAAUAAACAUGCGGGAAAUAAAAGACUUGUUGGCUAUGCCAUUAUCAAAUGAAUUCAGUACUUUAUGAAGGUCAGGGUGUGUUUGCACGGGAAAUCAGCUUAUUGAUAAUUUAUAUAGUAUCUCUUAUGAAUGACCCUGACACAGCUUUGACUGUAGCCUUGACCUUGGCACGGGACGUAGACGAUUAGAUGUUAUAAAAUAAAGUGAAAAGUUCAAGGGGUUGAACUUAGUAGAAAAGUGCACGGAAAGUUAAGCACUAUUACAUAUAAAACUGACUUUGUUUUACAUCAACAACAGCAAAAGGCAAUGAAUAGACUGCAAUUUUUCACUUGAACAAAAUGACAAACUGGCUAUGGGCUACUAGAGCUUCUGUUUAAUUAAAUUUAUAUUUAGACAGAUCUUUUGGAAAUUAAGUUAAAAACAUUUUUAGCAUGUAUGUAAAGUACAGUAUUUUAUUUUAUAUUUUAUUUAUAAUGUAAUUACAACUAAUGAUUUCAUAACAUUUAGAAAAUGUGUUUUAUUUAUUUUACUGUAUUAUUUACAAUAAAUCAAUUGAACAAUAAUGAGAUAUAUAUUUAAAAAGGAAUACAAAUCAAUACUUUUUCGAAAAUAUACAGGGUGGGUGAAAAGUAACAAAUUGCUUAUAGAAUGUUUAGUAUUACUUAAGUUAUGAAAACAUUUUUGACAACACUAAUGGAGAUUUCUUGUCUGUCUUUCUUUCCUGUGAAUAUACGACAUCCUUGACAUCAUUCAAAAGGUUGUUCAUUUCUCUUGAGGAAACUAGUUAAUGCCAACUGAUUUUCUUUCAUUUUCCUAUGUAAUAAAGAACAUGUACAGUAUCAUUUGCUGAAAUAAAUUUGUCAGUAAUAUGGACUUUAUUACAAUGAUUUUCUAAU